CAAUGAGAAAGAGAAGUAUCUCAUGGACUAUGAGUUAGAGAAGUAUCCCAUAGAGGAUGAGGUAGAAGAGGAGUUUAAAAUGGUCGAAAAGAUAGAGGAGUACCAAUUGCGCUCGGAGGCGAUUUUCUCGUAUACCUUUGAGAAUAUUGGUCCAAAUAAGGAAGAACAAAGAUCAGAGACUUUCUAUGUCCGUAUGCUGCCAUGGAGAAUAUUGAUCAUACCCCAUAAUAGGGCAUUAGGCGUCUUUCUUCAAUGCAAUGCUGAUAGUCGUGAUACCUCCUGGUCAUGCCAUGCCAUCGCCAAAUUGAAUCUCGUAUGUUACAAGCCGAAUGCGAAACCAUACACCCGCACCGAAAUCGAUCGUUUAUUCAACUUUAAUGACAAUGAUUAUGGUUAUGGGAGUUUUAUAACCUGGGUAAACCUGAUGGAUCCGGACAACUGCUAUGUUCACAAUGACAGCAUUACAAUCGAAGUGCAUGUUACUGCCGAUAUUCCGCUCGGAAUUCAAUGGGAUUCCAAGAAAGACACCGGCUACAAUGGCUUGAAGAAACGAGAAUGCACCAGAUACUUGAAUUCGGUGCUGCAGAUGUUGUAUUUUACAAACGCAUUCCGUUCGGCUGUUUAUCACAUGCAGACUGAUAUCGAUGAUGAAAGCAAACUUGUGGGCUUUCAACUACAGCGAAUCUUCCAUGAGCUGCAGUUCGGUGAUCGUCCCGUUAACACCAAGCCAAAAUUAUCAAUUUUCCACGAGGCUGUAGAUUUAUUUAUGCCGUGUAAUGCUCAGGACUUUUUGUGUAAACUGUUCCACAAGCUGGAGAAGCAUAUGACGGAGGACACAAUUCCAGGGCUUUUCAAAGGCAACUUGUCAUCGAACGUCAAAUUGGAGACUGCCAACCAUAUUCCAACACCCUGCGAAAGUUUCUACGAUAUUAAACUGAAUACCAAAGACAAGAAAAAUAUCUAUGAUUCAUUCGAAGACUUAAUUGCCAUCAAAAAACUUGAUGGUACCAAUAAUUGUGAUGAAAUUGAUAAUGUCCAGCGAAACAAGGGUGUCAAAUUCACAUCACUCCCUCCGGUAUUGCACAUACACUUGAAGUGUUUCCAAUACGAUCCAAUUAAAAAUAGUUUUACCAUGGAGAACAAUCGCUUUGAGUUUUAUGAGGAAAUCAAUCUCGAUCAAUAUUUGGCCAAGAGCGAAAAUACACCAUCCGAUUAUAUACUUUAUUCCGUACUCGUACACUCGGGCAAUUAUUAUGGCGGACAAUAUGUAGUCUUCAUAAAUCCAAAGGCUGAUGGACGUUGGUUUAAAUUUGAUGACGAUGUGGUCUCCAGCUGCCGUAAGGAAGAGGCAAUCGAUCAAAAUUAUGGCGGCACUAAUGAUAAGCACAAUAGCAAUGCCUACAUGCUCGUCUAUAUACGUCAAUCGGAGCUGAAUCGUGUAUUGGGGGAUGUACCUGAAAAUGAGGUAUUCAGCGAUCUGAUAGAGCGUCUCGAUCGCAGGGAAUAUGUUCCUUUCAUGCUCGAGAAUUACGUCGAGUCGCAAGAAUCGAAUUGAAGGUGACAUUUGAGUAUCCUUCAAAACUAAAACAGAUGUCAUUUAAGCGGAUGCGCCUGAAAUCCACUGAAAAGAUAUGCAACAUUAACUAGUCCAUCGAGAUGAUAUCCAGCUCGGAUGGUUCAUUUAAUGAAAAUGAUCCUGAGGAUGCAGAAUGGAAGUUAUUUUUCGAUUAUUAUAAAGAAUGAUUUAAUUAUAUCCGACAGUUAUAGUUCCCUAGAGAUUGUGUGUAUAUUUUUCCUUUUUGCGACCUUGCUGAGCAAUUUCCAGAUAAUUCAAAUCUUAAAUUUAUUAUUCUUACAGUCGCCACAAUCGGAUAAUUUAUCAUGAAAAAAAAAAAUUAAGUUCAAAUUUUAGUAUUUAAAUUUUUUUAAUGAAGCUAGUUUUAAAAAUAAGUCAAUAACCCAAAUAAUUAAGUUUUAUAUAAAACCUCAGCUAGGUUUAAAGAUAUCUCAAUUUUUAAGAGCUCCAAACCCCAUAAACAUGUUACCAACAAAAUAAAAUUCUCCAGUACAGUGCCUUAUUAAUGGCAUUCUCUAAG
Drosophila innubila is the source of this 2096-nucleotide messenger RNA. RefSeq names its product ubiquitin carboxyl-terminal hydrolase 7-like. NCBI's taxonomy places the organism in Eukaryota, Metazoa, Arthropoda, Insecta, Diptera, Drosophilidae. The record is from RefSeq and is a predicted model, not a curated record. Bases 23 to 1555 code for a protein of 510 amino acids. The transcript has 3 exons. Gene Ontology annotation, molecular function: protein binding; cysteine-type deubiquitinase activity; cysteine-type endopeptidase activity. Gene Ontology annotation, cellular component: nucleus; cytosol. Gene Ontology annotation, biological process: regulation of protein stability; protein deubiquitination.